Molecule: messenger RNA, 1370 nt
Organism: Seminavis robusta
Lineage: Eukaryota; Bacillariophyta; Bacillariophyceae; Naviculales; Naviculaceae
Source: the annotation of a GenBank genome assembly
CCGGUACCCAAGCCGAUCUACCGGCUUAAAUUUCACUAAACCACCCAACACCCAACAAGCAACAUAGUACAGUAGUAGCAACAUCCGAGUCCACGAUUCUUGACAGCAGCGAGAUAGUGGGAGACAGACAGAGAAAGUAAUAUCACCAUGAGCGAAAGUAGAUGGGGCCCCAGAAACCACGGCAGCGACCGCAGAAGACGUGGUGACGAUCAUCGAGGAGGAGGCGAUUGGCGUCGUGAUCGGUCUCGUUCUAGGUCUCCCAGUCCUCCUUCGAUAGGGAGACGAUGGGAUCGAGAGGACCGUCGACGGGGCGAUGAGGAUCGUCGCCGCAAUGAGAAGGACGAAGCAGCUCCUCCUGUUGCUCGUGUGUCGUCGUCGGAUCGAGAUCGCCAAGAAGCCGACCGCAAAGCCCGCAUGGCUCGACUGCGAAUGGAAAACGAAGAAGAGGAGCGACGAUUGGCCAAUGUCGAUGGUGAAGGAGACGAAGAUGGUAAUGAUGGUACAAAUCACAACGGAAGAAAACGAAGACGACCCGAACCAACCAAAGAAAUCAUUCAAGUGCAGGAAUCAGAGUUGGAAGGAUUGGAUGAAGAAGAACAAAUGAAGCGAUUGCUGGGAUUCUCGGGUGGGUUUGGAUCUACCUCUGGACAACAGGUCGAAGACAAUCAGAGUAGUGCGGCACAGGGAGCUGCUGCCAAGAACAAGGCAAGAAAGUAUCGUCAGUACAUGAAUAGGAAGAAUGGAUUCAACAGGCCACUUGAGAAAAUGGAGUAGAGCAAGAUGAUAUUGACCAAAAGCUGCAGAAGAUAUUCCCCUUGCUGUGACUUUGGGACGAGUCAACAACAGUAUCACAACUAUCGGUCGAUUGGGUUUGUUCCUUUGUGGACUUGGGACAUCAUGGGAAAUGAUCUAUUUGUAUGGCCUCAACAAUACUCGAUGAAUGAUUCAUCCUACCAAAGACGGAGUGUCAUACAUAUAUCAAUGCUGCCACCAACGAUGUGCCCACAGUACAUUCAACGAAUUUAUUUUCAUUCGGCGAUGUUUGGAGUUUCCUCUUCUUCAGUAUCUUGCGAGUUCAAUCAAGUAGAUACCGGUUGGUCAUGGCUGUUGUAAUCUGCUGUCGGUUGGCUCCUUUCGAGCUGGCCUAAUAGAGUGCAGAUAAACUCGUAACGAAUAUUCAAGUGCGGGUGUUGGCUGCUUUCGUUCCUAAAUUCCUUGCUCAGUACGUCACGGACGCGUUUUGAGAGGAAAUUGCGCGACAUAGGUCUGGUUUAGGAACAAGGCGGGGAUGUCCAUGUAUGGCUGUGGCGCAAGGCCUGACUAGAUAUGUUUGGUUUGUUUCUAAAUAAUAAAGUUGAUUGACUGAAUGA